AUGGCCCCGCUUCCCCAGCCCGAUCUCCCCGAGCCCGCGCACCCGACUGUCGAUUCGAUGCUGAGCCGCAAGUUUGGCAAGGAAGUUGCGAACUACUUCUCCGGCUCGCCGCUGAACCGCGUGUCGUUCCUCCGCGGUGACCACACGUUCCUCUCGUCGGCGCUGCGCCACCCCUCGGCCACGUUCCUGCUGUUCCGCAACAUUGAGCCGCUCGUUGAAUCGCCUUCGGCGCUGGCGCGCGUCACGUACGCGGAUGUAGAGCCUAUCAUCGGCAAGGACAUCUUCAACGUUAGCGAGAGCGAUGUUAUUGCACAGUACAAUUCGAGCCUGUACAUCCCGCAGAUAGUCUUCUUGGGUCUAGACGAGCGGAAGGAGGGCUUCGUGUACAAGGAGCACUACAAAGGCCAGCCGUGGUUUGCCGUCGACGUCACGCCCAAGGAGACCGUCAAAGAUGCCGCCGAGGCGCUCAUUACGAAGGUGCAAGGCCAGGGGCUCGACUUCAGCAAGGGGAGGAUGCACAUGAGUCUGCCUGCAGAAGAAGCCGCCAUCUACGCCGAAGCCCGCCACCUGCUCGACUGGAACGCGCGCAACCCCUUCUGCGCCAGCUGCGGCCACAAAACCCUCUCCGUCAACGCCGGCUUCAAGCGCACCUGCCCGCCCAAAGACAUCGCGCCCGCCGUCGCCGCCAACCCCGAAAGGCCCCCUUGCGCUACCCGCACCGGCAUCUCCAACCUGUGCUUCCCGCGCACCGACCCCACCGUCAUCAUGGCCGUCGUUAGCGCAGACGGCGCCCGCAUCCUGCUCGGCCGCCAGAAGCGCUGGCCUGCGUACUGGUACAGCACGCUUGCCGGCUUCCUCGAGCCCGCGGAGAGCGUCGAGGAGGCGGUUAGGCGCGAGGUGUGGGAGGAGAGCGGCGUGCAUCUCGGGCGCGUCGUUAUCCAUUCUACCCAGCCAUGGCCGUACCCUGCGAAUCUCAUGAUUGGGGCUGUGGGGCAGGCGGUGCCGGGCGGCGAGACGGUGCAUCUUGGGCACGACGCGGAGUUGGAGGAUGCGAAGUGGUUCUCGGCCGACGAGGUCAGGGAGGCGCUGCGGGUGGGGACCAGUGGGCUGGGUGAGGAGCCUGGGCCAGAGUGGAAGGAGGGAGGAUUGAGAUUGCCGCCGCAGACGGCGAUUGCGCACCAGCUGAUUAGCGCGCUGGUGAACGGAUUUGCGAGCGGGGCGCCAAUGAUGUGA
Boeremia exigua is the source of this 1233-nucleotide messenger RNA. RefSeq names its product NUDIX hydrolase domain-like protein. Lineage: Eukaryota; Fungi; Ascomycota; Dothideomycetes; Pleosporales; Didymellaceae. The coding region runs from base 1 to 1233 and encodes 410 amino acids. Gene Ontology annotation, molecular function: NADH pyrophosphatase activity. Gene Ontology annotation, cellular component: cytosol. The transcript is spliced from 3 exons. Gene Ontology annotation, biological process: NAD+ catabolic process; NADP+ catabolic process. The record is from RefSeq and is a predicted model, not a curated record.